AUGGCUCCAUCUACAGUACCACUUGGAUACUACAUUUGGAAGCGCUUGGCAUCACUUGGUAUUGAGCAUGUUUUCGGUGUUCCAGGCGAUUUCAAUUUGACAUUGCUGGAUCAAAUAUAUGACGUCCCUGAAUUAACAUGGAUCGGUACUUGCAAUGAGCUUAACGGAGCAUAUGCAGCGGAUGGAUAUGCUCGAAUUAAGGGCAACCCAGCGGCUCUGCUCACCACUUAUGGUGUAGGAGAGCUGUCGGCUAUGAAUGGUGUUGCUGGUGCAAUGGCUGAGCACGCCGGCAUGAUUCAUCUCGUGGGAAUGACUUCAAGACCGAUUCAAAAAGCCAAGGCUCUCAUCCAUCAUACUAUGUAUCCUGAGAUGGAUCACGCGAUUUACAUUGGGAUGUCCGAACCUGUCCGUAAGACGUAUGCAUAUCUUAUGGAUGAUAGCACCAUGGCUGAGGAGAUUGAUCGAGUCCUUAUCGAAGGUGUCAAAAGUCGAUUGCCGGUCUUCAUCUACAUCCCUUUAGACAUUGUCUCGGUCCAGCUGGAUGCGACUCGCUUAGAGACACCUCUUGACACCACCAUAAAAAAUGAGAGUACUGAUGUGGAAGAUGAGAUUGUCAAAUCAACUCUUGAGCUAAUCAAGUCUGCUGCGAAACCUGCAGUUCUUGCAGAUGUGUUGACUAUCCGACACAAGGGUCGAGAUUUGAUGAGAGAACUUGUGGAUUUAACACACUUUCAGAGCUUCUCCACUCCAUUGUCAAAAGGCGUUAUUGAUGAGACACUGCCAACAUAUGGAGGAGUAUAUAAUGGAAUUGCUUCCUUUCCUGGUGUAGCCGAUGCCGUACACGCGUCGGAUCUGGUCCUGAAUAUAGGACCGUUGUUGUCCGACUCGAACACAGGUGGUUUCACUAGAUUUAUCAAAGAUGAGCAUCUCGUCUACUUGGGUCACGAGUACUGUCAAGUACAAGGGAAGAAAUAUGAUGGCGUGCAUUUAUUGCCUGUUUUAAAAAAGCUCGUGGAAGAACUGAAGAAGGAUACAGGAAAAUACAACAUACCAAGAUCACCUAAAUCCACUAAAAUUGAGGUACCCAUUCUCAGCAACCUAAAAUCAGGCAAGAUAGAGCAAUCGUACACAUGGCAACGACUCGGCAAAUUCCUCAAGCCCAACGACAUAAUCCUCGCCGAAUCUGGCACCGCUCAAUUCGGCAUGCCCGAUGCCACCUUUCCCCCAAACUCUCAAUUCAUCACUCAAAUCUUCUGGAGUUCCAUCGGAUACACCGUCGGAGCCUGUCUCGGCGCCCUGGUAGCAGCCAAAGAGCUGAAGCACCCAGGAAGAGUAGUCUUAAUCGUCGGCGAAGGCUCCUUGCAAAUGACAGUCCAGGAAAUCGGAUCGUACAUCCGAUACGGCUUCAAACCGAUCAUUUUCGUGAUCAAUAAUAACGGGUACUCUAUCGAACGCGCCAUCAACGGACCAAAGCAAAAGUACAACGACGUUAGUAUGCUGUGGGAUCACCAGAAGAUGCUCGAGUUCUUCGGCGCGAGACAGGAGACGGGGAUUGCGAGUAAGAGUUAUCGCUGUGAGACUGUUGAAGAGCUUGAGAAAGUUCUGACGGAUGAGGAUUUCAAUUCUACGAAUAGUAUUCAGCUGUGUGAGAUUGUGAUGGAUCAGUUUGAUUAUCCAUGGAGGUUGACGAGGCAGCUUGAGCUUGCGAGAGCUAGAUUGGCGGGGAAGCAGAUUGAUCAGAAUGGGAUUGUGGGGGAAUGA
Glarea lozoyensis ATCC 20868 is the source of this 1761-nucleotide messenger RNA. Its product is annotated as thiamine diphosphate-binding fold (THDP-binding). The record is from RefSeq and is a predicted model, not a curated record. Bases 1 to 1761 code for a protein of 586 amino acids. Gene Ontology annotation, molecular function: thiamine pyrophosphate binding; carboxy-lyase activity; magnesium ion binding. The transcript is spliced from 6 exons. Lineage: Eukaryota; Fungi; Ascomycota; Leotiomycetes; Helotiales; Helotiaceae.